Molecule: messenger RNA, 3177 nt
Organism: Paramecium sonneborni
Lineage: Eukaryota; Ciliophora; Oligohymenophorea; Peniculida; Parameciidae
Source: the annotation of a GenBank genome assembly
AUGAUGAGAAUGAUUAAGUUAGAUAAAUUAGUUGAAACUCCAUAUAUGAUGGAGAUAGUAGUUUAAGUAUUGCCAUUAAUGACAGUUGAAAACAACAGAGAUUAUUAAUUUGAGAAAACAUUUAUUAAAAAUUUCUCAGGAAGCUUUUAUGAUUUUAUUUAAAGUACAAACCGAAUUAAAAAAACUUAAUAGUAAAAGUUGAAAAGAAUAUAAUAAAAAUCACAAAAAUAAAUUCAAAUAGAUAUCUAGUUGAAUUAAUAGAAUUAGAUAAAAGAUGAUCAAUUUAAUGUUAGUGAAGCUUAAAAAAGUUUGGAUAAAAUUAACUACCAAUAGUAUGCUAUUGAAAUUUGGAAUGAGAUGGAGUAGAAUUAAAUUCUUCGAGAUUUUUAACUUACUGAUGAAAUGGACGAACUUUAAUAUAAGAUUUAAAACAAUUAUUAAAAUUGCAAUAAAGAUAAUAAAUUUGGAGUUAAAGAAGUUAUUUCAAUAUUAAAAAUUAAUGAUGAAAGCAUAAUUUAAUUGAUUUGUGAUGCUUUAAAGGAGUAAAAUCUAACCGGUUAUGAUUUUUAUGAAGAAUUUAUUAAAUAAUACCAUUUGAAAUAGAUUGAAAAAUAUAGAAAUUUAAGAAAAUCUAUAAGUGUCGAUCGUUUUCUUCAUGAUCUUUUAAAAUAUUCUAUUAAGUUGGCUAAAUAAAUGAGCAAUAAAGAUGUGACUUAAAUUUAAUUUAAGUAAUAAGAUUUGUUAUAUAAUGAUGUAGAAAAAGAAGAAGAAUGAAAUUUUUUAAUGAUGAUAAAGAAAAUGGACCUUAUAAAAAAGAUUUAAGAAGUUGUUCAUUAAUUUAAUAAAAAGGUACAAAAUACUAAUUUUUACAUAAAUCUAUUCAGGAAUUUUUAAUUGCAGUUGAUUUAUAUGAACUUUUUGCUCCUGCCAAAGAUUUCGAUUUUGAAAUAUUAACGGUAAUAUUAGGAGCUUUGGUUCAAAAAAAUGAUAGUGAUUAUCAUUAAUUAAAUACAAAAGAAUUAAUAGAGAAGCAUUUUUCAAGAUUGAAUUUUGUGAAUAAUCUAUUAAAUUAUGAUAAGUAAAAGUAGUUUAAUUGUUUUUAAGAAAAUAGUAAAAAAAUAAUCGAUUUCAUCAAAAAAUUAAAGAUUCAUGAUUUUAAUUUAUUGAAUUAUUCAACCAAAAGUUAUGGUGAGAGUAGAAAAUUUUUUAUAUAAAAGAUAUUAAAAGAGGAAAAAAUCAUUGAGGUCUUAAAAUUUUUAUUUAAGCUCACUGCUAGAGAUGAAUAAUUUAUUUAGUGUGGAUCUAAUUCUCUAAAUUUAUUGGUUGAAAUGAAAAUUGAUCUUUCGAAUUAAUCUUUUUAGAAUAUAAGGAUUAGAAAUACUUCACUAAUAGGAGCUAAUUUUGCUAAAUGCGAUUUAAGUUGUUCAGAAUUAGAAAAUGUAAAAAUAAAUGGUAUAAAUUUAAAUGGGGCAUUACUAUUUAAUUGUAAAUGGAUAAAUCUAUAGAUUAAUGAAUUACAUUAAAUAAAUGGACAUAUGGGAAGCAUUUUGUCUGUGUGUUUCUCUUCUGACGGUACUACAUUAGCAUCAGGUAGUAGUGAUACAGGUAUCUGGUUAUGGGAUGUAAAUUCAGGACAAGAAAAGAAAAGAUUAAAAGGACAUACCGUUUGGGUCUAAUCAGUUUGCUUUUUCUCCUGAUGGUAUUACAUUAGCAUCAUGUAGUAAAAAUAAUACAAUCUGUCUUUGGGAUGUAAAAACAGGAUAAAAAAAAAAAGUAAUUAUUAGGACAUAAUGGUGGAAUAUUGUCUAUAUGUUUCUCACCUGAUGGUUUUACAUUAACAUCAGGAAGUAACGGUACUUAAAUUUUGCUGUGGGAUGUAAAGUUAGGACAACAAAAGAAAAUAUUGUAAGGAGAUGCUGGUAGUGUUUAAUCAGUUUUUUUCUCACCUGACGGUACACUAUUAGCCUCAGGGUGUGGAAUUAAUUCUAUUUAAUUAUGGGAUUUAAAUUCUGGAUUGGAAAAAUUAAGAUUGGAAGGACAUAAUGAUUUCAUAUACUCAGUAUGUUUCUUUCCUGGUGGUAAUAUAUUGGCUUCAGGAAGUAAUGAUAAAAAUAUUAGAUUAUGGGAUGUAAAAUCAGGACAAGAAAAGAAAAUUUUAGAAGGUCAUACUCAUGGUGUCUAGUCAAUAUGUUUUUCGCCUGAUGGUGCAACAUUAGCAUCUUGUAGUAGCGAUAAAUCUAUCUGUUUAUGGGAUAUAAGUUCAGGAUAAGAAAAGAGAAAAUUUGAAGGGCAUACAGGAGAAAUAUAAGCAAUAUGCUACUCUCCUGAUGGAACAAUAUUAGCAUCUGGUAGUAAAGAUAACUCCAUCCGUUUAUGGGAUGUCAAGUCUUGGGAAGAAAAGAAGAGGUCAGAGGGACAUGAUGAUAAAGUCUUAUCUGUAUGCUUCUCUCCAGAUGGUUCUCUAUUAGAAUCUGGUAGUAAAGAUAAUUCUAUCCGUUUAUGGGAUAUAAGUUCAGGAUAAGAAAAGAAAAGACUACAAGGGCAUACUGGUGGAGUUAAGGCAGUUUGCUUCUCUCCUGAUAGUACUACCUUAGCAUCUGGUAGUAAAGAUAACUCAAUCCAUAUCUGGGAUAUAAAAUCAGGUGAAGAAAAAACAAAAUCAGAAGGGAAUAAUGGUUGGGUAUCUUCAGUUUGCUACUCUCCUGAUGGUUCUACAUUAGCAUCCGGAAGUAGAGAUAAUUCAAUUCGAUUAUGGGAUAUUAAUUAAGGAUUAGAGGAAAAAAAAUUAAUAGGUCAUAAUGGUGUUGUCUAUUCAGUUAGCUACACUCCUGAUGGUUCUAAAUUAGCAUCUGCUAGCGGCGAUUAAUCUAUUCGUCUGUGGGAUGUAAAUAUUUAAAACUAAUUUGGACCGACUUAUUAAAAUAAUUUAGAUAUUCAUUUGCAAUUUAAUAGUAGCAAUAAUAAAUCAAGUAAAAAAAUUGUUAUUUUUUAGAUUAAGGUAUUCUAUCGACUAUUCGAAUUUCCUAAAAUGAAUAGUUGGAAGCAUAUGCUACAAAAAUACUCAAAGGUCAAUUUAUAAAUUAGUUAGGAAUGAAUCUCCUACAGUUAUUUUAAUAAAAAGGAAGUGUUAUAUUAGAUAAUGAUAUAGAAUUCAUGUAAAAUGAAUAAAAAGUUUGA